GUUGAAGGGGAAAUAAAUAACAACAACGUGAAUGACACAUCAGCACCAUAAUUUAGUUACUUGAAGAAAAAGAAACAUGUUGUAGAUAUGCGAAUAACUAAAUUAACCUUCAGAAGGAAGAGCAAGGAUGCUGAAACGUUGCCAAAGAUGUCUUUAUGUAUUUUUUACUGUAGUGCCUUAUUAAUAAUAUGUUGCAAAUUUGGUGAUGCUGUAAAUAUUUUUAAAAAUCCGCUUGACAGUUUGGAAAGAAAAUAUGGAUCCUUUCCAGAGACCCUUCGUCUACAAAUGCUGGAAGAGUCGAAAAAAAUGUUUUAUUUUGCAUAUGAUAAUUACAUGAAGUAUGCCUUUCCUAAAGACGAGUUGAAUCCAAUACUUUGUUCUGGUCGUGGGCGAGAUAUUGACAAUCCUUCCAACAUCAAUAUAAAUGACAUUCUUGGAGAUUACAGCCUUACUUUGGUGGAUUCAUUAGAUACUCUGGCCAUCUUGGGAAAUGCUUCAGAAUUCCAGCAGGCAGUUGCAAGAGUCAUUAAAAGUGUUAAUUUUGAUAAAGAUCAUGUGGUGCAGGUGUUUGAAGUCAACAUCAGGAUUCUGGGAGCUCUUCUUUCAUCUCACUUGCUUAUCACUGAUCCAAACCAACCAUUUGGGAAGUUGCGACCUGCGGGGUAUGAUGGGGAACUUCUGCAAUUAGCACAUGAUCUGGCAUCACGCUUGUUGCCUGCGUUUGCGAGCACAACUGGAAUACCAUAUCCUCGGGUGAACCUGCGCCAGGGCUUGCCGCCGGACUCCAAGACUGAGACGUGCACCGCUGGAGCGGGCUCUCUGCUGCUGGAGUUCGGCUUGCUGAGCCGUCUGCUGGGGGACCCCGUGUACGAGGGCUACGCUCGCAGGGCCAACAGGGCGCUGUGGGGCCUCAGAGACAACACCACAGGUCUUCUGGGUUACAUUCUUGAUGUUGAAUCAGGAACGUGGUUGAGUCGUAUGAGCGGUGUCGGUGCUGGCUUUGAUUCAUUCUUUGAGUACCUUUUGAAGUCUUACAUUAUGUUUGGCGAAAAUGAAGAUUAUGAAAUGUUUUCUGAAGCAUACAGAGGAAUCAAACAGCAUAUGCGCAGAGGACGAUCACAUUGCAACAGCGGGGCUGGCGACCACCCACUCUAUGUGAAUGUCAACAUGCGAAGUGGAGUCGUACAGACUUCAUGGAUAGAUUCUCUGCAGGCAGCUUUUGCUGGUGUGCAGGUAUUGGAAGGUGAUGUUGAAGAAGCCAUUUGUGUUCAUGCUCUUUACUAUACAAUUUGGAAACAGUUUGGAGUGUUACCUGAGAGAUGGAACUGGCAAAGUUCCUUAGCCGAUGUCCACUUUUACCCACUUCGACCAGAGCUGGUAGAAUCAACGUACUUAUUAUAUCAGGCAACAAAGAAUCCAUUUUACCUGCAUGUUGGCAUGGAUAUACUGCAGUCCCUCAACAACUUCACAAAAGUCAAAUGUGGCUAUGCAACAGUUCACAGUGUUCUGGACAAAAGCUUGGAGGAUCGCAUGGAGAGUUUUUUCUUAAGCGAAACAUGCAAGUACUUGUAUUUGUUAUUUGAUAAGGACAACUAUGUGAAUAAACAUUCUGGCGAGUUUAUAUUUAGUACGGAAGGUCACCUCAUGCCAAUUCAUCCACAGUUCCGUACCAAGGUUUGGGAAGCCAGGAGUUACGGAAACUACGAGUGUCGCUCACCCAAUUCAUCAACAAAAUGUGAUGCUGUGGAUAAAGAGAGAACACAUUUCCUUCCACUUAAAAGUCGAUACUUGGUACAGAUAGGAAGGUUCUUGGGAUUAGAAUCGUACUGAGAGUCACAAAUUCUGUGAUUUUUCAUUCCAAUUUUUGCCUACAGAACAUUCCGUGAUGAAAAGAGCAGCGUUCAUAAGUGCUUGGUGGAUUUUUUAUUACUACCACAAAAAUUCUUAUUUCUUGUUAUUUGUUGGUACAAAUAAAAUUGGCUGUUAUGCAGCAGUUAUUUUCGUAACAUCUGGGAAAGUAAUCCCAUUUUACGUUUUAAAUAUAUUAUAUAUAUUUUUAAUGCAUUGAAGUGUUAUAAUAACUUUCACAACAGAUGGAAAAUGAACUGCUGUAAAGUUGAUAAGUUAUCGGAUGUUAAGUUUGUUACCAGUAGUAAAGUAGAACUAAUGACUUUUUAUCAUAUUUUGUAUAAUGUUUAUAUAUGCAAACUAUUUUUGAUAUGGAGAUAAUAUUUUAUGGUGUAUAUUUAUGAAUUUAAAUAUUGAAAUACUAUUUUUAGACUUGUUAUGUGAAAUUGUUUUGUGUUAUUUCAUAAGUUUUUCUUCUUCAAUGUUUUAGCAGCAGGUUAUAUUUGAACUUACAUUGUCUAGUACAAUAAAAAUAGUUAUCCAGGUAAAUAUUUUUCAUGUACGUUCUGUGUAUCAAUAGCAUUGAAAUUAUGAUAUUUUAAGGAAAAUGAUUUUUAAAGAUAAAAAUAACAUAACUGAAUUUUAAUAAUAAUUUUAUGUUCUACCUCAACAUAGCAUACAUCUAGUGUAGUAUUGUACAGCAGAUUUUUCAAAUUUUUGAUAAUUAUACCAAAUAUCUAGCAAAUUAUGCAUAUCUUAACAUAAUUAAGAUGCGCCCAACUAUUCUUCUAUAACAUUUAUUCUUUUAAAUUUUUUAGUUAUAAACCAAGAACAUGAACUGUAUUUUUUGUAGGACAGACAAUGGUAUAAAAACUAUGCAAUUGAGAAAGUGUUGUGUACUAUAAAAUAUAUUUUUGGAACGCUGACAAACCAUGGUUUGAAAGGAAUAAUUCUGUUCCGUAGUCCUGACUUAAAUUUAAAACAUGUGUGUGCCCAUUAUGUGCUGUUCUCAUUGGCUCGGUAAUGUAAUUAUACUUUCCAGGCACAGGCAGUGCUCUUUAAUCCAGCAUUCUGCGGUUUGUCCGAUCGUGCCGCUUGAAUUCAGAUUUUUUCAGACUGAUUCAGGCAUUUGUUGACUGUGGACGUAACAUAUCAGAAAUGUUUUUAAUCAGUAAUGUUUAUAUGCAUUUUUUCUUGCCAUAGAGCUGCUGACCACAACUUAUUUUAAAUGUAAUUGUACUUUAUAUUAAUUUUUCGUUUGUUUUCCCAUUGAAACUAUAUUGACUUGUGAUAAUCCAACAUGCCGUGAUCCCUAACAUUUAGGAUUAAAUUGAUUUUAGUGUAAUUUUAUUUUUAGCUAAUAUUAAAUUUAUUUUGGACUUUUUGCAGCAAUUGUUUACCAAUUGAUAAUUUGCGAGUACUUAGUUUUAAAACUACAGUAAAACCCUUAUUUAACGAACCUCUUUAUAACAAAAACCUUCUUGUAAUAAUCUGUUUGCUAAGUCUCAGUCAAAACUGUAGAUAUUACAAACAUUUUUCUUCUCUUUCAAAUAUAAACUCUUUUUUAAGGACAGAAGUAUCAAUUCAUAUUAUUUUUCUUUAAAAUAGCAAAAAUUUAUUAAUAUUUGACCGUUUUCAGUAUUUAAUGAAAAGCAAUAGGAAUUCAGAACAUUCACAUUUAAAUAUUCACAAAAAAAAUUCAUAGCAGAAAUAGAACACUGCAAAUCUCUGCCACAAAUACUGAAUAUUGCUUAUAAGUGAUGGGAAAGUGAACAAUAAAAAUACAAGAUCAUCAGUUUGACUCAUUUCUUUAAUCAAAUUAAUUUUCACCACAUAUUAAAUGCAGAAUGGCCAAAACAAUUUAAUGGCGUUUGAGAGUUUGACAUAUCUGUAAUAUGGCUAGAAUACUUAUAUAAAUUCUUUUAUUUCACAAUUCAAUUGAUGUAUCAAAUGCACUGCCAUUUUUGUGACAAUUUCCAGGAAUAGUGGGAAAUCUGAUACCGUAAACUGACUACCAUUGUUUCAUUCCACUCAUUUGCAAAAAAAAAACUCUUUUGUAACAAACACACAAAAAUUCAGUUUCUUCAGUUUUGUUACAUAGAGGUAUUAUUACUGAAUAUGAGCACAUGGUUUGAUUUUUCACUAAACAAAUAAAAAUUUACUAGUCUUUAUUUUACAGUUAUUGGCAUAAUAAUAAUAAUAAUAAUAAUAACGCUUACCCCUCUUGGCUAUGUGCCUUACAAGGGCUCUCUUUUACGUGUAGAUUUUUUGAAAAAGAAAUAAUACUAAUUUUUUUUUUCAAUUCUUAAUUUUCAUAGUUUGAAUUUGAUUUAUUGUUUAGUUUUACUGGAUCCAUGUGCUGUAAAUAUAAUGAGAUGAUUCUGUUCUUGUACUAAUUUAGACUCGAAUCCGGGAGGUCUAGCUGUAGAAGGUUCCCCAGUCUGAAGACAGCAAUAAGCCCGGACACCCUAAAAUGUACUAUCUGGCCACUCUUGUGAGUGGGAGAUGCAAAACUGCUAACUACUAUUCCUUCUCGUGGACUCACAGUCCUGAACAGUGGCGUAGCCAGGAUUUGUGUAUGGGGGGGUAUUAAGAAGCGUGCCCCCCCCCCCCCCCCUGGGAAAAUUUGUAUUUCAAGGUGUAAAAUAGUGGUAUUUUAGCUGUUUUCGGUACUUAAAUUUAAAUAUUGUAAUGGUAAAAUUUUUAUUAAUUUUUAAUAUGAAAUUUUUUAGUGAUGAAUAAGAAAUUUAAUUAAAUAUUUAGGGCUAAGGGGGGGGGGUUUGAACCCCUAAAAUCCCCUCCCCUGGCUACGCCCCUGGUCCUGAACCAAAUGGGAUCCCUCCCGCGAGCUCAGGGGAGGUUCUGUGAACUGUGGCCCUCCACUUUCGUCCGAGUAGGUUUGAGGUCUGUGUGCCGUCGGCCAAUCCAAGUCUUGAAUCCAGCAGCUGUGGAUUCAUUUCACUUGUUUGAUUGAGCCGUCACUAACUUGGUACACUCUUGGGAUUCUCAGCCAAUGAUAAACAUGUUUUGCUCGAGACUAUAAACUAAUUUGUCUAGGUGAAAGUGGAAAUGACUUCUUCAAAAGCAGCAGCCAAUGAAUAUGAGGCUCGUUCUGUAGUACGCACAAGAUUUGUAACAUGUCUCAAGUUAUUUUUCACGUUAUUUCCCAAAAGCAGGGACUCUACAUAAUUACCUCUGUGAACUUCAGAUAUUUAGUAUCAAUUGCCAAAAUAAUAUCAAUUGCCAAAAUAAUUUUGCAUUAUGAUUUAAAAAUAUAAACUGUAAUUGUAAGUUUCCACAAGCAUUAUUCAUUUUCACCCAUUCUUUAAUUUAAUAUAUCUGGAAAAAUAAACUUUUGCAACUUCUCGAGCUCAACUUGAUUAAAAAAUAAUAAAUCUGGGCUCUACUUGACUCUAUGCAAAAAAUUUUAGACCUAUUUGUUUCUAGUAAAUUGUAUAAUUUUUUAUAUCAGUAAAUAUUUAAAUUUUUAGCUUAGAAAAUGGAUAGCAUGUUCAUUUCAGUUGCAUAUAAAAAUGAAUUUCUUAUAUUUUUAAACAUUAAUUUAUAAAUUUUUUAUGGUAGCAGUUAUAUUUAUCACCAUUUGGAUCAGGCCUUAUAUGAAUAUGACAAAACUUCCAGAAGAAAAUUUCUUUCCUUCCAAAAAUGUUUCACGUAAUGAUUGUUUUAGGAGAAAAUCUGUGAUAUUUAUUCAUAAGUCAUAACUAUAUAUAAAUAUGCUUAAUGAUAAUGUUUAACAAUUUUUAUAGUGGAAUAUUUAUAUUGGAUGAAUGAGUAUAAGAACUACGUGCAGUCCUCUACUUUUGUAGGUAUUUUGUGAGUUCCUGAAAAUGUAUAUUAACCCUUACGGGGGUGCCUCCCGUUUCAGGUCAAGAUAUUAUAUUUACAGUAAUUACAGAUAAACUUGUAGACUUUUUCAAUUGUUUAACUUUCCCGAAAUGAAAAAUAUAUACAGCGCAUACUUUUUGCAUAAAUAUCUGCCAAAGUUACAUUUUGAACGUUUUUGGGUUGUACAAAUAAGGAGAAUUCACCUAAUUUAUUGCACAACUGAAACUUUUUAGGUUUAACUGCCAUGCCACUGGCUACUUCAAGAAAUGGUUUGAAUUUCUUUCAGAAAAUAUUAAUUAAUUUUACCUGGCAUUUCAACAUUCUCAAAAUUGUUACAAUUUUGACAGCCAAGAAACAUGAAAUGAGUUUUUGUGAUAGAAAUGCAAACCAUAUCGUGAAGUAGUCAGUGGCAUUGCAGUUAAACCUAGAAAGUUUCAGUUCUGCAAUAAAUUAAAUUCUCCUUAUUUGUACAACCCAAAAACAUUAAAAAUGUAACUUUGGCAGCUAAUUAUGCAAAAAGUAUGCACUGUAUAUAUUUUUCAUUUCGUAAAAGUUAAACAUUUGAAAAAGUUUAAAAGUUGGUCAGUGAUUAAUAUAAAUAUAAAAUCAUGACCUGAAAUGGGAGGCACCCCCUUAAUUUCCCUGUGUCCAUAUGGACACACCUACAGUAUAUUAUUCUAACCGCUAUGGAAUUAUUUCUUUGGAAUUUUUUACGUUCCUACCCUUACAGUAGUUUUGAAAAAAACAUGUAUUGUGAUCAAGUAUAAAUAUUUAGUUAUAAAAACACAUAGCGAAGCUAUAUGACUGCUAUUCCCGGAAAAGUUUGGAAUGUACAAAUCAUGGACAUUGAAACAGAGUGAUUGAAUUAUUUUGUAUUUAAAUUGCUUUAUUUUAUACUCUAUCUAUUUAAAUGGUAUUAUUAUUGCUUAUUCAACUGUACAACUAGGUUAUGUUUUAAAAAUUUUGUAUUUGCAUUAUGUUUUGUACAGUUAAAUCCCGAUUGUCCAAAGGGAUACACUUGGCAUUAGUGAUAGAAAUUUGUAGCACUUUGGUGGAAGUGUUGGAAAUAGGUUGUGUUUCCAUCAUAAGCCGGUAACCCAAUAAAUUUGCUUUCCAAACAUUAGUAUAAUCAUGCUAGUAUGUACUUAUGCAUACUAUAUGUACAUGGGCUGGAUUUGUUGUUUACUUGCCAGAUUAUUAUAUCAGGCCAUUAUUUGAGUGAUUUGCAGAAAUCAGUAUUGCAAAUAUGCAACAUUUAUAAACAAUUCAGUCACCUCCCUGCUUUUUUCAGUCUCUGGGAAAGUAUUCCAAUGUCAAACAUCACUGUUCAAGAGGCAGCAGAUAUCUUGUUUGGAUACUGCUGAUACCAUGUACAUUGCCCACCAGAUCCCAACACACUCACCGAUGAAGAUGAAGGUGGAAUAUUCAAUAAUUUUAUUCAGAGUAAACUGUCUUCUCAAGCAGAAAUACAAUACCAUGAUAAAAAGGAUGAAAAACCAAAUACAUUUCAUCGCUUGGCAAGAUCAACAAAAAGAACAUGGGUGUAUGGAAAAAAUUGAAUCCUCUCUGAAACAAUUUCCUGGUGUGCCUAAUACCAGGUAACAAGAUUUCUCAAUAGUUGAAUUAUUUGAGUUAUUCUUUAAUGAUGAUUUAGUUGAAUACUUGGUUGUAGAAUCAAAUAAUUAUGCGACUUCUAAAAACUGUGAACAUCCAAACAUUACUAAAGAUGAACUUAAGUGUUUCCUAGCAAUUUUGAUACUCAGUGGUUAAAACAGCGUUCCAAAUAAAAGACUGUACUGGGAAAAACGUAAGGACACACAAAAUGAAUUUAUUUCUAAUGUGAUAAGAAGACAUCGGUUUGAACAGAUACUUAAGAUUCCUCCACAGUGCUGACAACAAUGAUAUAAAUACAUAUUAAAGAUAAACUGUGGAAAAUAAGGCCUUUGUUUGAAAAUAUAAUGUUUACAACAUUUUCUUACCCAGCAAUUUAUCUUAUGAUGAAAGUAUGGGUAAGUAUUUUGACAAACAUUCUUGUAAACAGUUUAUUAGAAGCAAGCCAAUACGUUUCAGUUAUAAGGUUUGGUCACUAUAUUCAGUUAAUGGUUAUCUUGUGAACUUUAGUAUUUACCGAGGUAAAUCUUACAGAGAAACAGUUCACAUGAAGAUAAUUUUGGCAAGGCGUCUGCCCUCUGUUACAAAGGACCUCCAGCGGCGCAGCCAAUGUACCAGCGUAGCCGGUGAACAACGUACUAAGGACACUGCAUAGAUCAGUCUCUAAGACAAUUAUUAAAUCGCGCUUUGCCACUACAGCGCGGCCUCGGAUAUCGACCUGACUCGACCCGUACAUUGCUCAAAAAAAUGAAUGAAAUGGAUGAUAUGACAGGGUCACCACCCGCCUGAUGGCGUGGCGGGAACGCGAGGGACAGGGAGGAGGGCAGAUUAGUGAAAAAGCCCCAGCGCCACGUCAAGGCUCUGCCCGUGCUGGGGUCAGCCGUUUGGCUGCCCGAAGGCUCACCAAGGAUGACUUCAGUGAAGAAGAGAAUUUAUUACCUUACCAUUACUUUUUUAACAACUUAUUUACAGGACUCGAUCUGCUAGCAUUUCUAAGAGAAAAAGGAUAUGGUGGCACAGCCACAAUUAGGGAAAAAAGAAUCCGUAAGUCAUGUCCGAUAACAUAAAAAAAAAUGUUCUUCUGAAAAAGGAAAAGGGCUCUACCACGAAACUUUUAUUUUCAAAGAAGAUAGUGUUUUAGUUUCAAAGUGGGUUGACAACUCAUCAAAUUGUCUUUGUGUUGAGCCAUAGUCUGAAGUAAAGUAGUAUUCUCAGAAAGAAAAAAACAUAUGAUUUAUGUGCAGCGGCCUUUCCUUUUUAGUGAAUAUAAUCGAAAAAUGGGCUGUGUUGAUCAAAUGGAUCAAAACAUUGCUAAGUACAGAGUAAAUAUUCCAAACAGAAAGUGGUACAGUGGAAAUCCUUAUAAAACGGAAUAAAAUUAAUUGGUCAAGAAUAGCUAAUAACAACAUUAAGCGUAAUCCCAAAAAAAUUUUGGUACUAUGUAAAAUUAAUGAAGGAUGAUUAUUUUGAUCAAUAUUCUUUAAAAAUCAAUGAUGUUAUGUUCUAUUGUCUAUUUGUCUUCCACUUAUAACUCUCCAAUUCCUAAUACGGACAUAGGUCUCGUUUCUAUACCUGUACCAACCAUUUCUAAAAGUCAUGUCCUUUGGGGAAUUAGGUUCUAAAAAUGUCACAAUCAACAAGACCUGAUGGCAUUCCGAACUUCAUUUUGAAAGGUUGCUCCCAUUUGUAAGCACCAUUACUACAACAUAUUUUUAAUACAAGUAAGAAAUCACAAGUGUUUCCCAAUAAAUGGUAAAUAGCCAAGGUAACACCUAUCCAUAAAAACGGUUAAAAAUUUAAUGUUUCCAAUUAUCGUCCAAUAUCUCUCUUUAAUGGUUUUUCCAAAAUUUUUGAAAAACAUUAUGUCCUAAUUUCUAAAUUUUCAUCUCAGUAAUAGAUUAUCUAGUAGUCAACAUGACUUCAGAAGAGGAAUGUCUACAGCUACUGACUGAAUUACAUUUCUCAAUCCCAUAUAUAACAAAGUAGUUAAUAGAGGACGGGUAGAUGCCUGUUAUUUCAAUUCGGCCAAAGCCUUUGACACUGUUAACCACUCUUUAUUAAUCAAAAAGUUAUCUCAGUUUGGUUUAUGUGAUAAGUAUAUAAAUUGUUUUUCAAGUUAUUUGAUAAAUAGAAGUUUUUUUGUAUCUAUAAAUAAUAAUAAUAAUAAUUCCUCUCUCCUCAAUGCUUGUUCUGGAGUUCCUCAGGGUGACACUUUAUCCCCUCUUCUUUUUAAUAUAUUUAUUAAUAAUAUCACCAGUAUCUUAAACUACUCCACCGGAGUCAUUUUUGCAGACGAUUUGAAAAUUUACAGGAAAAUUAGUACUCCUAAUGACUGCUUAUUAUUAUAACAUGAUAUUAAUAAAAUCAAUAAUUGGUGCGUACACAAUUUAGUUAGACUUAACAAGGAUAAAACUAAGAUAAUAUCCUGUGCGAGGAAAUAUUACCCAGUUAAGUACGAUUAUAGUUUGUUGAACUCUCAAAUCAUCAGCGUUACAUUAGUAAACUAUCUUGGAAUCUUCCUAGACUUCAAGUUAUUUUUUCAUAAGCAUAUUAACUAUCUAUAGUCUGCUACCCGAAGAACUUUGCCCCUUAUAAAAUUCAUCACAUUUAAUGGUACUAAUUCAGAUUCUAUUGUUUCCCUCUAUUUUUCUUUAAUUAGAUCUAAACUAGAAUAUUGCUCUAUCAUUUGGAACAACAUCAAGUGGACUGAUAGCAAUUAAAUUGAAAGCAUUCAAAAUAAAAUAAUUGAAUUAAUAAAUCUAAAGAAAUUUCCUUAUUCUAUCCUUACAUCUCUCUUUAUUUCAGAGAGACUAAUGACGCUUCUUCAUUCAAAAUUGCUACAACUCUAAAAUUCAAUGUAAGUUGAUCCUUGAAAAUUCUGGCUUGAGAGUACCACAAUUCAAUAUUUUUUUAAGAUCUACUUUAUGCACAAUUAAUAACAAAAACGAACAUAUCUAUAGACUGAUUUCUAAUUACAAUAAAUUAGAUUUGUAAUCCUAUCGGAUGAAUAAAUUGAUAUUUGUAAUUUUGCAAUCUAGUAAAUGCCUUGGUUAAUAACUUAGUAAAUAGUUAUAACAGAGAUUUGUUUUUCUCUUUUUUUGUUCAUUAUUUUGUGUUGUAUGUACUUAAUAAUGUUGGUGGUAUUAUUGUAUUUGUUGUGGUGGUUGUGUUUGUUGUAUGUGUUUUCAGCGCUAAUAUAUGGUAGUCUUGGCUUUGUGUGUUGGCCGUGUGUUGUUGUUACCUGCUGCGGUGCGGACAGGGGUGGGAUUCCAUGUGUUUGCGGUGCUAACCGUGUGUUUGUCUUGCCCACCAUCCAAGUCGCUAACGACUGUUGCUGGGCAUGUUACAAUUUAAAAUUAAUUUAUUAAUUAAAUUAAUGUGUUAGUUGAUAUGUUUUAUAAUGCUCUCAAACUAUAAUGAUAUGCACAGCAAGAGUUUGCCAUUUGAUCCUGUUAACAUGUACUAAGAGAAACACAAAAUUAUGGGCCAUUUUUAAAUUUACAAAGUGAAAACAGAGGGUUGAAUGUUGGGAAACUCAACUAUUAUCUGCUUAGUUUUUAUGUGUUAACAUGCAUUGAAUUUGAAUUUUUUUGUAACAAAGACAUGUCAAAAUGACUAGCUGCUUCUUAGUGAAAUUUUUUUUUAAAUUGAACAAUAAUUUGCCAUAGGAGCUGAGAUAUUACAGAAGAAUAAACCCUAGCAUAGGUUUUGGGUUAUUUUGACCCUUUCUGACCGUUCCCACAGGUAAACUGUUUCCAAGCAAAAUUUCGGAGAAAAUUUUUUUUUUUUUUCAUUUUUUUAUGGUUAGAAACUUCAUAUAUUUGUGACUUUAUUAUUAAGAUGUAUCAGCAACCAUAAAAUUUCACAUUUCUAGGCCUUUCUGUCUCAAGUGUUAUGCAAAAAACAGACAGACAAACCCUCAUUUACUAUAGGGUGUAAAAUUUAAUGGCAACAUUUUCACGUUCCAGGUGCUAGGGUGUUAUAAGGCUGGGGCGGGCCCUUCUCCCUGUAAGCACUGAAUAUUUCUGUUUCCGAGGUUUACAGCACUAUUUUAUUUCAGCAUUUGGAGAAAAAUCAUACAGCGGGUAAAUAGAUUCUUUCUACAUAGAUUGCACCUAAAAAAACAGUUUUUUUAAUUUUAUGUUUUUAGCUAUUUUCAACUAAAUUUCCCCAAUUAUCUCCACUUUUGAUUAUCUUCCAAUGAUGAUGAUCAUGUUAUUAUGUAGACCUUGACAGCAUUAGUUGUUUCUGUAUUUCAGCGUUCUGUAUUUCCAACUUUAUCCCCAGACAUUUGGUAGUUUUUAAACUGUUUUUCGAAAACCAUCUCUAACCGUUUUAUUCUCUAUUAAAGUGCAUCAGGAAAUGUUAUAAUCAGAACGUCUUGUGACUUUCACACGAUCUAGGAGCAACAUUUGACCUUCAUUUAAAUCUAUAAUGGUUAAAAACUAUUGAUUAAAAAUUUUUUUUAUAGAUUUGUGAAUGAAAAACUGAGAUUUGCCAACUCAGUGUAAGUACAUUCGGGUUGUUUUUGAUUAACUGAUUUUUGCUUCACAUGUGUUUUUCCCCUUAUUUAUGGAUUUAAAAGUCCUUUAAAGAGAUGAAAUUAUGUGAAUAGGUGUAUCUUAGGAUCUAGAGUCACAUUAUGGUAAGAGCUGAACAUUGGGUAAAAGGCCAAAACACACGACAUCUCUGAUUUUUUGAUUUUUUGAGUAAACUGAUGAAUUGAAUCUGGGAUAGAGGUGUGGUUUGAGAUCAGUUCAACAAUAAGGACAUAUUCAUAAUGAGAAAGUGACCUCAAGCAUAAGUAUAUAGGCUAAACCCACUCUGACUGAUCACUGUACAACUAAAAACAAAAAAAAACAUAAAUAGCUAACAUGAGUAUGUAAGUUCAUUGUAGGUUAUAGAGCUAUUUUGCACCUUUCAUGUAUAAUGAGCAGUGCGAGAUUGUUCUGCUCGUGGACCACCUAUAAAAAAGAGAGGAUUUUUCUGUCUGUUCACAUAGCGUGGGGACAGUAAGGCAUAUAGCCAGGAAAUUUGGUAAAUGAAUUCUCCAAGCACCUCGAAGCAAUUUUUUCAAACCUCAAUUUAGAUAUUUUAAAUUAAAUAUUUUUAGCAUUAUUCUGUGUAAAUAACUUGUAUGGUCUACCUAACAAAUAAAGUAGAAAGUCACACAACUGUAAAAUUCUUAGCAGAUUUUUGUCGCAGUGUUAUUUAUUAUUAGAGACCCGGAAAUUUCACGGAUUCUUCUGGCCUCAGGAUAGAAUUCAAAGUUAUAGGUGUGCUCGACCCAUGCUUACUUUCCCAUUGGUUGAUUUCUUAGCGAGAACAUUUUUAUCCUUGUUAUUUGGCACUAGCUGAUUCGCUUACUUCUCUCCUAGCUGGGCAUCGUUGGCUCACGGUCAUAGAGGGGCGUGUCCAAGUAACUGCGGGCCAAUAAUGAACACAGUGCGAGAGUGUGAAGGUUUGCAUUCUAGCUUGCGACUAAAUGAAUCCGCGAAAUUUCCGGAUCUCUAUUAUUGUGUGAAUUUAUUUUUAGUCUAUUUUAAAUUUCAGUUUCUAAUUCAGUUUCUAAUAUAUUAUUUUGCUUUUUAAUACUUCCUCUGGUAUUUUCGGGUUAAUCUAUAAUAAUAAAAAAAUUUGUCUGUCUGUCUGUUCCUUUGUAUAAUGACGUCUGUCUGUCUGUUUGUAUAAUGAGCAGUGCGGGAGUGUAGUGUAGACUUCCGUAGCAAAGCACGGGUGCAUCAGCUAGUUCAUUAUAGAACGUUAACAUAAUUUUUCAAACUUUCAUAGGAAUAUCAAUACAGUAGACUCCCGAUUAUCCGGUUUGCGGAUCAACCGUGCCAUAUUUCACUUUCAUACACCAUAAAAACAAAAAAAAAAUUUUUCACUUUUUGUUUUGGUGCAUGAACAAUGGCAAUGGUAAUUGUGUAGCACUAAAUACAAUGCAAUGAAUUAGUAAUGUGACGAAUCAACAAACAGUAUUUUGCUCUUCCUGAAUAGCUAUUGGCUUCCUUCAUUGCAUAAUUAUUUCCAACGACGCACAAGUGUUCAGCAAACGUUUAUAUUCCGCCAUCCUGCAUGACAACAGCAGCUCUGGAGAAAAAAGCCAGAAACACUCAGGGCUAGUUUACCUUGUGCCACUAGGAUGUGGUAGUGGCAAAUCAUGGCAGACACACAUUUAGUAAGCAACAGUGUCGGGAAUUACGUUUACAGGUUAAAUAAUCUUUCUAAUAAUAGAAAAUGUUAAGUUUAUGCUUUUUAAAUUCUUAUUAGAACUGAAAUAUAUCUCCUAUAUCAACAACAUUAUUAUUUUGUAACUCAGAAAUGUUGGUAGCGCCUACAUAGGAAUGUUAUGCACAACCAUUAUUAUGCAGUACGUGAAUUAUUAAAUUUUAUUUUAGGUGGUUUAAUCUCAAAAUGUUAUUUCAUAUUUAUUUAAAUGUAUGUCUAGUGUAUUUAGACAUAUAUGUAUUAGUACUGUACAAUAAUUUUAACAGUAGUGUCAUGAUUAAAAUGGUAGUCGGCAAGCAUACUUACCUGAUUGGAAAACAAAUUAUUUUGAUUAAAAUAACUCUCUUACUGUUUUGAUUAGUGCUCUGUUGUACUGGAACGAAUUAGGGUGUUAGUUUGAGGGACAGGUGUUACAGUGUUUGUCUAGAUAGUCGGGAUGAAAACAUUUCAAUCAGUUUUUUUCUGACAUUGCUUUGUGUUUUUCGGUUCUCCAUGGACCCCUUGCCUGUAAUUACCCCGGAUAAUCGGGAGUCUACUGUAUUUCUUAAGAUAGAUUUGAAAAACAAUAGUAGAAAUUUAAAUUCCAUGUUAGCUUAGAAACGUUGUUUUAAAGAAUCAAUUUUUCAAAUGUUUCCAGGGACCCCUUUCCCUCUGGUGGCUAUUCCAUCUCUCUCAGGCGCCUCAGAAUAGCCUAUCUGCGAAAAGUUAGGGCUCUGCAAAGUCUAGGACGUCGCUGACGGGGCAGGAAUGUAAUAUUGUCAUGUGUUCCUAGUGAGAUGAUGCAUGAAAGAUUGAAUUUAUUGAAUGUAAGUUAAAUUGGUGGUGUUAUGUCUUGUUUAAUAAGAAAGGUGAAUCCUUAAAAAAGUCUAUGAUUGCCUAACAUGUAAAAAUCAUGUAUUUCUGUCAAGUUUCUGGUUAAUGCUAAUAUGUGGGGUAUUGUCUGCUUGUUCCCCCCCCCCCCCCCUUUUUCACGCUUAUUAAAAAGUGCACUUAUAUAUAUUUUUUUAAAUGUGGACAUUAAUACAAAUUUUGGUACUGCAGCUGAAAACCUCAAUCAAAAUUUUAUGUAAUUUGCUGGGAAGUGAUUGUUGAUUGUGAUUUAUACGUGUGUUGUAUGUUUGAUGUUGCUCUUAAAAUUGUAAUGAGAUGCACAGCCAAGUCAGUAAUCUAUGUGCAAGUGUAAUUAUGUGUACUUUAACUAUGAUUAAAUUUCACCCUCCGAGGUUUGGGAUCUUCCCCCAACUUUUGUUAAUGUUUCAGCUCAAUGUUAAAGCACAUUUAAUGGCUUAGCAAUGCACUUAAAAAACUUAUCUUGACAUUUUUAUUUCAAGAUUAAGAUCCUCAUGUGUAUUAUUUGCCACAUUAAAAACAAUUAUGUUGUGAAUUAAAUGAAAGUUAACUUUGUCAUCAUGUAGUCUUCCAUUUGUAAUGGAAGUAGUAAAGCAUUGUAUGAGAAAUACUGACUGACGUGUUUUGUGAUCAGUUUCAUUAUUGCUCACUAUUUCAGUAGAUGCUGGAUGCAUUAAAGCCUCCUUUACAUUGGUCAAAUCGAAGGGUGAGUGAAAUGGUUGAGUCGCUGCUCGCCCUUUCAUGUGAACGGUUGGGUGAGUAUUAGGUACGGUAGUAGAGUACCACACUCGACUCAGUUGGAUGGCGAGUCAAGUGGUUUCGUCGGACACUCAUAGCCUUCCCCCACCACCAUUAACAUGCUUUUCAUAUCACACGCCUGUCCUCACUGCUUGGCGUAUGUGAACAGUCACGCAGUCAUUCUUUUUACAUGUUCGUGUGAACAGCCUGAUGGGUGAAGGGUGAGAGACUGCACACUCCACCUCUUUACUCAACCAAUGUAAAUGAGGCUUUUGAGUAUCAUUUGGAAAACUUGAAUGUGAUUGAAUAAAGUAAAUCAUAUAAUCUAUUCAUAUUGUACCAUUAGUGCCUUGCAUAUAUCUGCUAAUAAGUGCCAAAUGUGUAAUGCAGUGUAAGUUUUUGUUGUGUUGCGUGAACGGAUAAAUUUUCCAAAGAUAA
Molecule: messenger RNA, 15561 nt
Organism: Bacillus rossius redtenbacheri
Lineage: Eukaryota; Metazoa; Arthropoda; Insecta; Phasmatodea; Bacillidae
Product: ER degradation-enhancing alpha-mannosidase-like protein 1
Exons: 10
Coding region: 88-1830 (580 amino acids)
Biological process (GO): mannose trimming involved in glycoprotein ERAD pathway; carbohydrate metabolic process; endoplasmic reticulum mannose trimming
Cellular component (GO): endoplasmic reticulum; membrane
Molecular function (GO): mannosyl-oligosaccharide 1,2-alpha-mannosidase activity; calcium ion binding
Source: RefSeq, a predicted model, not a curated record